Molecule: messenger RNA, 4505 nt
Organism: Prosopis cineraria
Lineage: Eukaryota; Viridiplantae; Streptophyta; Magnoliopsida; Fabales; Fabaceae
Exons: 25
Coding region: 87-3890 (1267 amino acids)
Biological process (GO): replication fork processing; DNA repair
Cellular component (GO): nuclear replication fork
Molecular function (GO): endonuclease activity; ATP binding; nucleic acid binding
Source: RefSeq, a predicted model, not a curated record
ACACUACCAGUCUCAGUCUUUCCGCGCUCAAAAACUUGAAACUCGUAAUAGAGACUGUGCUCUGCCGUCUUUUCACUCGGGAUGCCAUGGUUCUCACGGAAGAACAGAAAAAACGAGCCGAAGCAAACCGGUUGGCGGCAAUUGAAAGACGGAAGGCAGUUUUAGAAGCUCGUGGACAGAAAGACCCUUGGCAGCUCUUCAAGUGCCGUAAGAUCUCUUCCGAACCAAUUGCGAAGCCCACACCUUCCGUUCAACCUCAGUCCGUCUCCGUGGAACCUGUUUCUCCCGCAUCUCUGCCCCAUAAGUUUUUGGUUAGGCUCGAAAUAUGCUCACCCGAUUCCUUUUCUGCAACUCCUCUUCCCCUCCGGGGUUCCCCCUAUCCCGGAGAAGAAUGGUGCUUGCGGAGACUAAGUGGUCACUUGACCAAUGUCAUGCCUUCACACUACACCCAGAAUAAUGAUGGCAGAAACGCCUGUGUGUAUAACUUGAGGGAUUACCAUGCUGUCCUUAAGUGUUUGAAGGCUGUCAUGGACAUAGAAGUUGAAGAAAUUCCGCAGGGAACUUUGAAAGCCGUUGAAGCGUUUUCACAUUUCUUUGCUACGGAGCGCUGGACGCCCUGCAGGCCCGAGCAUUUGCCUGAUGACAAGGUUGAUGAGUUAAUUGGGACGCUACCAAGGGCUCUGUUGGAUGCACUGUUGCCUUUCCAAAGGGAUGGUUUAAGAUUUGGAUUGAGACGGGGUGGCCGGUGUCUUAUUGCUGAUGAGAUGGGCCUUGGGAAAACGCUCCAGGCUAUUGCUAUUGCAGGAUGCUUCUUGAAUGAAGGUUCUAUACUUGUUGUUUGUCCAGCUGUUUUGCGAUUUACAUGGGCAGAAGAAUUAGAGCGGUGGCUUCCCUGUUGUUUGCCUGCUGAUAUCCAUCUGGUCUUUGGCCAUCGAGAUAAUCCUGCUUAUUUAAGAAGAUGCCCUAGAAUUGUGGUUAUUUCUUAUACCAUGCUCCAUCGUUUGAGGAAAAGCAUGCUUGGGCAAGAAUGGGCCCUCUUGAUUGUUGAUGAAUCUCAUCAUGUGCGAUGUACGAGGAAGACCUCAGAACCAGGGGAGAUAAAGGCUGUUCUUGAUGUAGCUUCAACUGUCAAGCGCAUAAUACUGCUAUCUGGGACACCUUCUUUGUCAAGGCCAUAUGACAUAUUUCAUCAGAUAAACAUGUUAUGGCCUGGACUGCUGGGCAAGGAUAAAUAUGCAUUUGCUAAAACUUAUUGCGAUUGUAAAUAUAUCAAGGGAAUCCAUGGCAAAAUUUUUGCGGAUUUUUCAAAGGGCAUUCGCUUGGAAGAGUUGAAUGUGUUACUCAAGCAAACUGUUAUGAUAAGGCGUCUAAAGGAACAUGUGCUGCUACAAUUACCACCAAAACGGCGGCAAAUUAUACGGUUGCUGUUGAAGAGAUCAGAUGUAGUUGCUGCAAAAAAGGCAGUUGGAAAGUUGAAUGGCAGUACUUCCAAAAGUGAUACUGACGACAUGACCUUGGACAGUUUUGAUGAACCUGAUGGGAUGUUGAAGAGAUCAGAUGUAGUUGCUGCAGAAACAGCAGUUGGGGUGUCAGAUACUGAUAUUGAUACUUCUGAAAGUGUUAAUGAAGACAUAACUUUGGAAACUUUGGAUGAAUCUGAAGGGAAGCUUUCCUACCAGGAACUUGGAAUUGCAAAGCUUUCUGGAUUUCGUGAAUGGCUUUCCCUCCAUCCAGUCACUGCAGAGUCAGAAAGUGCUUCAAAAAUGAUAAUUUUUGCUCAUCACCACAAAGUUCUUGAUGGAGUGCAGGAGUUAGUAUGUGAGAAAGGAAUUAGUUUUGUCCGAAUUGAUGGAAACACACUUGCUAGGGAUAGGCAGUCAGCGGUGGUGUCAUUUCGUUCAAGACUGGAGGUUAAAAUUGCAAUAGUAGGUAUUUUAGCAGCAGGAUUUGGAGUUGAUUUCUCAGCAGCACAAGAUGUCGUGUUCUUGGAGCUUCCACAAUGCCCAACUCUGAUGCUUCAGUUGCACUGGGCACAGUGGAUGCGUCAGGUGACUGCAUUUGAAAGGAGACACAGAAACGGGAACAUGGCUGAGGAUAGAGCUCAUCGCCGAGGGCAAACAAAUGCUGUCAAUGUAUAUAUAUUUUGCGCAAAGGAUACCUGGGAUGAGUCACAUUGGAAAAAUUUGAACAGAAGUUUGCACCGAGUUUCAUCGACAACAGAUGGUAAAUAUGAUGCAAUGAAAGAGAUACAGGUUGAAGGUGUUACUUACCUGGACACACUUGUCAAAACCAAUAGAAGUUAUGAAGAGCAAUCUGCAUCUGAUGAAACUUAUGAACAGGUGACCACACUGCUGGAUUUUGCCUCAGUUUCAAAUUUGCAACCUUCCCAAGCAAACUUUAAGGAAUCAGAGGCAAGAUUGGGUGAUCAAGCUGAUCAGCAGACUUGCUUUGUAAAUAAUUUAGCUGACAAGGUUUCCAGCCCAGAAUCAGGCGGGGCUUCUAUUUUGGAUGUAAAUCUGGGUGUAGAUCUUUUUGACACCAAGGGAAGAUGCUCUGGUAUUGACAUGAGUAAGAUGGACAAGAGUGGACGAAGCAACAAACAGAUGGUAGAAUUUAUUCAGAAGAACAGUGGUGAAGAUGAUAAUCAAGUAGACGAGAAUAAACAAUUAUCAACAAUAAAAGCAGAUGACUACCAUCCUGUUCAGCCAAUUGAAGCUGAAGAAAAUUCCUCUUGUGCUGAAUCUCUACGAUUUGAGGUGAGCCCGUACACUGGAAGGAUCCACUUGUAUACUUGCAUUUUGGGUACAGACACAAGACCAAGACCGCUUUUUAAGAAUUUCCGACCAGAGGAACUUGAGUUGCUCAGUUCCUUUUCUGAUGAUGAUAAAAAGAAAAAGGAGAUCUCUGUCAGGGGUAGUCCUGCUUUUACAAAUGCUCUUUUGGAAUUUUCAAAUGAAUGGAAGAAAUUGAGGCCAAUUGAGCAAAAGAAGUUACUGGGAAAGCCAUUACAACUUCCUUUGGCUGUUGAACUGUGCUACUUGAGCGAAACUAGUAGCCACAACAAGAAGGGAUUAUUAAAUGGUGGAAGUAAACGGCGUAUGACACCUUUAAUGGAAAUAAGCCAUCCUUUGCCAUCAGAUGCUGUUUGGAGAAAGAUCUAUCUGCGAAGUGGCAAUGGUAAGAAGGAGAAAGAAUACACUCAAGCUUGGACUCUGACAGAUGAGCCACUCUGUAAGCUUUGUCAAAAGACGUGCAUGGGUAACAAUGCGAAGACACCUGAAUAUUUUGAAGAUCUUUUCUGUAACCUUGUCUGCUAUGAAGAAUAUCGUAUGAGAACAAGCAAUAAAUUCCUUCGGCAGGAACUUUUUGAAGUUGAGCAUGGUGUGUGCUCAAAUUGCCAUUUAGACUGUCAUAAACUAGUUGAACAUAUAAGACCUUUGCCAGGAGCAAGACGUAGAGAGUACAUUGAGAAAGUGGCACCAAAUGUGGCUGGGCGAAAGAACAUGCUUGAGAAGCUUGUCAAGGAUCCAACUGAGGGCAAUGCGUGGCAUGCUGAUCAUAUUGUUCCAGUAUAUCAAGGUGGAGGUGAAUGUCGGCUAGAGAAUAUGAGGACUCUUUGUGUGGCCUGCCACUAUGAUGUUACAACAGCACAGUGUACUGAGCGACGCAAAGAGAGAGCCAAGGCCAGGAAACAGCUAAAAGUAGUUAUGAGCGAGUUAAAAGCAGGUCAAAUGAAGGUCACCACAGGUUCUAAUACUAAGGAGCGGGGUCUUCUUGGGUUACAGGAGGAUGGAAACGAGGACGAGCUCAUUGUCAAGGUGCCUGGAAGUGCCUAUUCAGUAGCCAUGGCUAAGAAAGUGGAGGAGCAUCCUCGAAGGCCUCUUCUAUGACAAGUACCUGGUUGAAAGUUGAAACACUUGCAUGCCUACCCUCAAUUUAUCAUUGUACCUGCCCGUUGUAUGAUUUUUUGGAUGCUGUCAAUUUCGUUCCGAGGUACUUUUUUGAAGCAGCUCCUUGGGAUGUCUUAUCUUGAGGUACAACGGACGACGAAAUUGAGGUGAUCUGAUGAUUGACAUAAAAGGGAGAUGCGUUCAACAUGAACAGCGUUGGGGUACAAGUCAGCUAAGUGAUCAACUUUGGUUGACCUAAUUAUUCCGCAGGUUACAAGAUUUGAGCCACAAUUGAUAGCACCAACGCUUGCUUCCUGUUUGUGGGGCUUCUUUUGGUGUCAAUGAUUUGAGCAGUUUGAUUUGCCUGCCUAGCGAAUUGUUUUGUCAUGACUCGUGAAUCUUGGUCUGGUGUAAUGGAAUUUAUCAUAUACGUUACUUUUUGGGUAUUCUCUGCAUCACCGGACAUUGAAGAUUUCAGCUUGAUUGGUGAUGUUAAAAAUGAUCAACGUUGUACUUUGCCCGAUGUUACUAUAGAUAAUAAAUAUUCUUGGUCACAUAAAAAAUCAGAUUCAGUUGUAAAAUUUACUGAUUUUGUUGUUCCUAUUAACUAUUUUA